Messenger RNA from Xenopus tropicalis (tropical clawed frog), 1942 nucleotides. RefSeq names its product fibrinogen like 1A (gene fgl1a). Bases 115 to 1056 code for a protein of 313 amino acids. Lineage: Eukaryota; Metazoa; Chordata; Amphibia; Anura; Pipidae. The record is from RefSeq and is a predicted model, not a curated record. Gene Ontology annotation, biological process: blood coagulation. Gene Ontology annotation, cellular component: extracellular region. The transcript has 8 exons.
CUCACAUUCGAUUCAAGUUACAAGACUGCCCACAAGACUGCAUCAUUCUGGGAAAGGCACCACAUAUUAUUAACAAAUAAGCAGCAGAACGUUCUGGCCGAAGGAUUCCUCAAGAUGAAACAUUCAUGCUUUUUACCGUAUAUGGCUGUCAUUAUGGCUCUCUUUGGUUCACCUAGCUUGGCGCUGGAGAGCUGCCUUCAAGAACAGCUACGGCUACAGGCGCAAGUGAGACUUUUGGAGAAUCAGGUGAAAGUGCAACAAAUAAAAAUUCAGAAUCUGCUCCAAGAAAAGGAACUUCAGUUAAUGGACCGAGGAGAUGAAAACAGAGUUAUUAAUCUGGCAGAAAAAAGGGUUUACGCAGAUUGUGCAGAGAUCUAUAAUGAUGGACAUAAGCAGAGUGCAUUCUACAAGAUAAAGCCUUUGCAGAGCACAGAUUCAUUCUAUGCUUUUUGUGAUAUGUCUGAGGGAGGAGGCUGGACUGUUUUUCAGAGGCGCUCUGAUGGAAGCCAGAACUUCAAUAGGAACUGGACUGAAUAUAAGCAAGGAUUUGGUGAUUUUACUUCUGCAAAAGGGGAAUACUGGCUUGGGAAUGACAAUCUGCAUUACCUGACAUUACAAGGAGAUUAUAUCCUUAGAGUUGAACUUGUGGAUUUUGAAGGGCAACGACGGUUUGCACAGUACAAAAGUUUUAGUGUUGGUGAUGAAGAGACCUCAUAUCAAAUGAGCUGCGGAGAGUACACCGGUACAGCUGGAGAUUCCAUUACUGCAGGUUUCAACCCAGAAGUCACGUGGUGGGCAAACCUCAGUGGGAUGAAGUUCAGUACUCAAGACAGAGACAAUGAUAAUUAUGAGGGAAACUGUGCCGAGGAGGACAAAGGAGGCUGGUGGUUUAACAGGUGCCACGCUGCCAACCUAAAUGGUUGGUAUUACAAGGGACCCUACACAUCUAAAACGGAUGAUGGCAUUGUCUGGUACACAUGGCAUGGAUGGUGGUAUUCCCUUAAAUCUGUUACCAUGAAGAUAAGACCUGCUAGUUUUGAGCCAAAUGUAGUUUAGAUUGUUCUGUUCUGGAUGGCUGUGAAUGUGAGCUCUCCUGCAGGAAAUUGUGGGACCUGUUUAAACAUAAAGUAAGGAAGAACCCAUGUUUAAAGGGGUACCAUUAACUUUUAGUAUGUUAUAGAAUGAUCAGUUCUUAACAACUUUUUAAUUUGAUUUCAUUUUAUAUUUUUUUAUAGUUUUUGAAUUUUUGCCUUGGCUCUUUCUUUCAUUCAAAUGGAGUCUGUGAGACUACAAUUUUAUUUUUAUUGUUUUACUUAUUUUUCUAUCCAUCUCCUACUUAUAUUCCAGUCUCCUAUUAAAACCACUACUUUGUUGCUAGGGUAACUUGGACCUGCUGAACAAAAAUCUAAAUAAUUCAAUAACCACAAAUAAUAAAAAAUAAAGAUCUAUUGCAAAUUGUCUCAGAAUAUAACUCUCUAUAUCAUGCUAAAAGUUAAUAUAAAGGUAAACAACCCCUAUAAGUUUGAUUUUGUUUUCAUAUAUUUGUAUAUCUGUAUAAGGGUUUUAUUUUUUAGGUGCACAGAACACUCCUUUUAGAAUGAGUGGGAACUACCAUACUAAAGCAUCCUCUUUGAACAAUAGAACAGCAGCUCCUACUCCUCUAAGGAUAAAGCAACAACUGAGUCAAGAAACAUAUAAAGGGUAGUUUGUUAUGACCCGGGAUGCAAGUGCUAAAGAACUAAGGGGCAGAAAAGUAUGACCCUUAGUGCUCAUUUAAAAAUCACUGGAGUCUGGCUGCACUUUAUAGGUGAUAAAACUACAUUUCUUUAUUAAAAACAUUGCAAUCUUAGUAAACCCAAUCACAAACCAUUACAAUGUCACUUUGUAUUCUAUAAUUGCACUGGAAAAGAACAAAUAAAACAACACAAUGUUGUACAAUGGA